Molecule: messenger RNA, 1200 nt
Organism: Talaromyces atroroseus
Lineage: Eukaryota; Fungi; Ascomycota; Eurotiomycetes; Eurotiales; Trichocomaceae
Exons: 1
Coding region: 1-1200 (399 amino acids)
Source: RefSeq, a predicted model, not a curated record
AUGGAGGAAAAAUCGAAAUCUUCUUCCUUCUACAUCUUAAAUGCAGGCGCACUCCUGCUUAUCCUGUCGGUCGUGGGGAGCACGUUCAGAUUCAUGGUGAUAUCUGCGACGCUGGUUUCAUGGCUCCAGACCCAAUGGCUGAGAUAUACCUCGCUCCUCAAGAAGCGGCGGUCUGCACGACUUGCAGCAGCAGCAGAUGAAGCCCGCACUCGACACAGAACGCAGGUCGCUGACAUCAGCGAAUCUAUUGGAGAGAAUGUGAUUUCAUUGCUAGAUCAGAGACGAGAGCGGGCUCUCAAGCUGAGUCAAGAGAGAGAGAGGAAGAGGCAUGACCAUGAACAAGUCGUAAUGAAACGGGUCAUGGAGCACCUGAUAGCGUUUCAAGAGUCUCAGGAAAGAGAGAGGAUCAACAAAGACCAACAGCUUAAAGCUCGAGAAGACAAUAUUCUGGCUCGAGAGAGAAAAUCAAAGCAAGCCGAGGAGGCGCUACAAGCACUACAGAAGAAGCUGGAAGAGCGAGAGCAAAGGUUGAAGGCUGCAGAGGACAGCAGCGCUCGCAAGAUACACUUGCAACAGGAGGAAUUUAGGACGCAAGCAAUCCAACCCGCGGUCGUAGCCUUCAAUCCUACUCCAGUCAAAUUCACCCUACCUUCAGAUCUGUUGGAGUACGCCGGGGAUCUGGAAUUAUACUUCACAUGCAUUGGAGUUACGAAAAAGGGCACACGCUGUCGCCAAAGCAUGAUCUCAAACGCCGACAAGUCGGCUGCUGCUGGCCGGAUAGCAAGAAUGAAGUCGAGUAACUGUGAAGCCGCGUUAUUUGAACUGAAUGCUCUCCGGGAGUUGGCAGACUGGAUGCUCUGUCCUCUCUGGCAUCGUUAUAAGCUCCCGCAGGGGCCCGAGAUUGCGAGCCGAUGGUACUUCGAAUUGAGCGAUGCGAGGGCAAGACUGAAAAGCCAGGCAAAUGCAUUGACCCCGAAUAAAGGCUUUGGAGCAGCCAGCACGCCUUCGACGGGAGUGGCGAGCGUCUUCAGCAGCAGUAAUACUAGUAGUACAGGGACGGCCGCGUCGGUGCAGUCAGUGUCGUACACAGGCUCGGGCUUCCAGUCCAUGAGCCCUCCAGGUGCAGGACAGCUGUUCCAGAAGCCUGCAGCGCGAAAUCUGACUCCGAUGUUUGAAGCUAUGGCGCGGCAGCCACGAUGA